UGACGUCACACGUUGCUGGGGCAACGCGACGCUUUCUCGUGUGGCGGAAAACGUAAACAGUCAUAAAAAUGACGCUGGAAGAAGCUCAAACCGAGGAAAAACAGGAAGAGGUUUUACUUCCCAAUACCAACAUUGUGACGCAUUGUGUUUACAAGAACGACGUUACAAGAUUUGUUAAAUGUUUUGAGGAUGACGAAGAUCAGUUCAAGGAGACCGUUUCAGACUUUUUGAACACACGCGAUGAAGAGGGAAAGUCGCCGUUAGAUGUCGCUGCCACGCUGGGGAGGAUUGACAUGACAAGGGAAUUAUUACAAAGAGGAGCUGACAUCAAUAAUGUGACAACAAAAGGCUACUGUCCACUACAUCAUGCUGCGGCAUGGGGGAGGAUCGCUGUGCUGAAGGUAUUGGUGGAGUUCAGUGCAAACCUACAGCAGCGCAAUGCUCACGGAGAGCGAGCCCGCGAGACGGCACUCCGGUACAACAACUCCGAGUGUGUGGAUUACUUGGACUGGGCAGAGGCCAGGGUGCAGCUGGUGGACACCAUCAAAUCGAUCCAGGAAACUGUCACCGACCCUGAGAAGAUUCAAGGCAAAAUCUCAAAGGAUGAGAAGAACCUGGCUGUCAACUCCUGCAAGGAGAAGAACGAGUGGGUGGAAGGGACGCCUGAUGCCACCACACAUGACUUCAUUGUGCAGAAACAAACUCUCCAGGAGAUAGUGGCACCCAUUCUCCAGAAGAUUGCAGAACCUCGUCCAGAAAAAGACCAGGGGAAAGGACAGAAAAAAAGUAAAUAGACAAGAUUUCUCCUCAGAAAGGCUGAUGUCAUCCAUGUCUUCAACGCUACAUCUCCUCCCUGCCCAACCAGGAGGGUGGUCCACAUCCACUGUCAGACUCUCACUGAAAUCUGCAGUUGCUGAAAGGGUGUCACUAUGGCUGAAGGCGUUGUUGUUGGCACAGGUACUUCAGAUAUGUACCCCAGGUAUGUUUCUGUAUACAGAAAUGUACCCUAGCCGAAAUCAGAAUACAUAAAGGUACCAUAGAGUGAGUUCAUUGCACCACGGGCCUUAUUGUCCAAUGCGCCGAACUGGUUCCUUAAACGACACGCCCUGGAUGCCAAACCGCAGUAAUAUUUAUUCUCAGUAUUUUCUUACCAUAAAUCAGAUGCAUUCCAGUGUGCUAUCUAAAAAAGGAUCUAACACUCGAGUGCAUUACUCUAUUAUUCCACAAUGCACAGCACUGUCCAGCAUGCACUGUCAGGCGAACCAGAACUGCCACAUGAACCGGUUUUGAUUCGGGUUGAGGAAUAUCGGACUUGUCUGCCGUUUAGGGCACUGGUUACCUUUCCGUUUCUGAUUUUAGCAGUGGUACAAAUCUGUAGACAGAAAUGUAUGUGGGGUACAUACGUGUACUAUCCUUGCCAAUGACGACCCCUUUAGCGUCACUAUGCAUCAGUGCAUCAUGAGUUUAAAUGUGUCGAUACAAUACAUGAUAUUCCUACGGUACACAUGUAUCCAUUCAGGACUUCUUUCCAUAUUUGUUUUCAAUAAGUAUUAUUUAAUUUUUUUUCUAGAAUUUCAGAAAGAAAACCACCCAGCCUUGCAUUACGUCACCACUGAUCACAAAACAAAAUGUGUGAAUCUGAUUUCAAAAUACUGCUAGGAUGAGCCAAACAAAUCAAACACAAACUGGUUGAUAACAACAACCCCAUUGAUGACGUCGCAUUGAACGGAUUUCAAAUAUAAUGUCAUAAAUCAAAUACAUGUAUUACGAUACAUAUCAAGGGCAGAUCCAAUAUUUUUUCUCAGUCAACAUUACUGCAUUUGGUUUUCAAAAGUUUGGGGGCGGGGAAGAGAGGGGAGGUGUCCAGACCCCCUGGACCUCAUCUCAGGAUCCGCCUAUGCAUGUUAGUAGUAUCACAGCAUGUAUCGAUACAUCAGCUUACUGAUAGGUGUAUUGUAUCAACCCAAGUCGCUGAUUCGUCAAUAGUUCUCAGUGUUGUUGGACGUCGCUGCAAAGCCUGACGAUGUAGAACCUGUGUUGGUGUGACAUAUAGCAAGGCUGAAUAUUUUGUAUAUAAUGCUGUAAAUAUUAAGGUAUUCCCUCAAUUUGUACAUGUACAGAUCAUAUCUGAUGCUCCUUGAUAGUGGGAAAUAAAUGUUUGUAUGUCA
Molecule: messenger RNA, 2168 nt
Organism: Haliotis rufescens (red abalone)
Lineage: Eukaryota; Metazoa; Mollusca; Gastropoda; Lepetellida; Haliotidae
Product: ankyrin repeat domain-containing protein 45-like
Exons: 6
Coding region: 69-794 (241 amino acids)
Molecular function (GO): protein binding
Source: RefSeq, a predicted model, not a curated record